UCCGCUCCCCGGUGCAGCGGCCGGGGGGAGACGGCCGCUCGGUGUGCGAGGAGGGGUCCGGAGAGCCCGAGAGUCAGCGCCCGGCGGGCAGGCGGGUUCUCAGCGGCUCCGAGCAGCCGAGGUCGGAAAUACUGAAAAACGCUGUGCUGCGGCUCACAACGUGUGGAACCAACCUGCCCGGGAAGCGAGCCCAGCAAACCUUGGGCGGCUCUCGUACCCUCGGCUAUGCCAGCUGACGGUGGUGACAAUCGUUAUAGGAAACAAUGGAGAGGAAAACCACUGGAUGUCCUGGAGAACAUCACCUUUUCUUAAAGUUUCCAUCUAUGAAAUCGGUGAAGGUGCAUUGUCAGAAACUGUCAGCAGUAUUUUGACAGACCAACCCCAUUUCAUCUCAACUGCAAGACAUCUGGAUACAUCACUCAUGGAUUUCAUGGCUUCUCAGUGUGGAGCUGUCACUGUUUGCGUAAGCUGCCCUUGCUACCACAUCCAAGCCGUGCUGGACGUUUAUUUCUUCCUGAGGUUUGUCCUGACAGAGCUUUGGGAAUGUGGAGACAUCCCAGUCAACUGUAUCCCAGUUUUCAAGAAGGGAAAGAAGGAAGAAGACCCUGGUUAUUACAGGUUGCAGCUGUUGAAGCAACAGAGCCAUGGAGCCAUCGCUCAGCACAACUGGGAACACCAGGAGCUUGGCAAGGACCCCCGCUCUCUCACCUCUUUGUCCCAUAAGAAUAGGAUCACCUUCACCUUCAGAAAAUGGAGGAGGGGUUGUGAGGCAGCCCGCUGGGUCCCGUGUGCCCUGGCACGGCUCCCCGGUACCGGGCUGCCCGCCAAAGCCGUGUUCGGGUGCCCUCGCCCGGUGGCUGAUACCCCCGCACCCACGGCCGGCACCGGAGCGUGGUCCUCGCCGUGGGGAAGUCGUGCCGGUAAAUCCCUUCGGAUGCUGCACACCCGUCUUAGAAUGCCUGGGACAGAGCAAGUGCUGUAAGCUUGAAGCAUGUUUCAUUGCCUGCUGUGCAGUGUGGUGUUGA
Messenger RNA from Calypte anna (Anna's hummingbird), 1025 nucleotides. RefSeq lists its product as uncharacterized. The record is from RefSeq and is a predicted model, not a curated record. NCBI's taxonomy places the organism in Eukaryota, Metazoa, Chordata, Aves, Apodiformes, Trochilidae. The transcript has 8 exons. Bases 284 to 982 code for a protein of 232 amino acids.